Molecule: messenger RNA, 3201 nt
Organism: Archocentrus centrarchus (flier cichlid)
Lineage: Eukaryota; Metazoa; Chordata; Actinopteri; Cichliformes; Cichlidae
Gene: hdgfl2
Product: HDGF like 2
Exons: 16
Coding region: 177-2189 (670 amino acids)
Molecular function (GO): histone H3K27me3 reader activity; histone H3K9me2/3 reader activity
Source: RefSeq, a predicted model, not a curated record
GUCAAUCUUCACGCCGCUGUCUGUUCUCGCGGUAACGUUACUAUACUGUUAGCUUGUCAGCUAACGCCACCGUUUCCAGGUUUCGUGUCGGCCUGAAAACAUCAAACCAAGAGAGACACAGAAAGACUGCACAUCGUAAACCUUUCUAAAUUCAGGCUGCACAGAAGAGAAGGACAAUGCCACACAACUUCCAGCCCGGAGACCUCGUCUUUGCCAAGAUGAAGGGAUACCCCCACUGGCCAGCCAGGAUUGAAGAUGUGGCAGAUGGAGCAGUGAAACCACCUCCUAAUAAAAUCCCAAUUUUCUUCUUUGGGACACAUGAAACAGCAUUCCUUGCACCAAAGGACCUUUUUGCCUAUGAAAAGUACAGAGAACGAUAUGGGAAGCCCAACAAAAGGAAGGGAUUCAAUGAAGGUUUAUGGGAGAUCCAGAACAAUCCACAUGCCUCCUACAGCGCCCCACCUGUACCAGCUAGUUCAUCUGACAGUGAGGCUGAAAAUGCGGGAGGGGGAAGCGAUGAGGAUGACGAUGAAGAGGAUGCCCCGGUUCCUCAGAAAGCAGACACAGGAAGUGAGGUCGAUUCAGAUUCUGGGAGUGAGGACCAAGGAAGGGGAGGAGGAGGAGGAGGAGGAGGAGGAGGAGGAGGAGGAGGAGGAGGGAAGCGAAAGCCACAGGCUCCUAAGCGGCCUCCUCCACCUAAAAAGGCACGAGGCUCUUCGAGUGACCGAGGUGAAGAGGAGAGUGGAUCCCCUUCUGAAUCAGAACCCACACCUUCAGAGUCUGACUCUGGUAAAAACAGUGAUCAGGAUUUUACUCCAGAGAAGAAAUCUGGUGGACGAGGUGUAAAGAAACCAGGAGGCAGAGGGAAGAAAAAGAAGGCUUCGUCUGCCUCAGAUUCAGACUCGGGAUCAGCAUCAGAGAAGAAAAUGGCAGACAGCGACUCAGAGGACGAGAAGCCUCGACCGGCCCUGUCUGGCUCAGAAUCCCAGUCUGGCUCAAAGUCUGAAUCAGAUUCAGAUCCUCCUCCUCGGAAGGGCCCACAGGCUCGUAAGAAAGAGAAACCUGCGCCGAAGCCUCGAGCACGGAAACCCAAACCUGCCCCAGCAAAACGAGCGCCUUCAUCAUCCUCCGACAGCGACAGUGAUAGUGAACCCGAUCGCAUCAGUGAAUGGAAGAAACGGGAUGAAGAACGCAGAAGAGAGCUCGAGGAGCGCCGGAAAAAGGAGGAAGCUGAGGAGCUCCGCCGACUACGUGAGCGAGAGAAAGAAGAGGAGGAGAAAAAGAAAAAAGACAAAGAUAAGGGUAAAAAAGGGAGUGACAGUGACAGCAGCAGUAGCUCAGAUGAAGGUAUUGACGAUCACCCAUUGAAGAAGUCUAAGAAACCCCCUCCACCCCCUAUCCCUGCGCCCUCGGACUCUGAUUCUCCCCCACCCUCUGAGGUAAAGAAACCUUCCAAGAAGCUAGACAACCAGAAAAAAGCAAGAAUAAAGAAAGAAAAGGAGAGAAAAGAAAGAAAGGAGAGAGAGCUAAAAGAGAAGAAAGCCAGACGGUCAGAAGAGAAGUCCAGAGCGAGGUCUAAGCCCGAAAAACCCAAACGCAAACCAGAGAGGUUACCAGAGAAGAAGGUGGAAAAGAAAAAGGAACCAUCACCCGAAGAAAGGCUACAAAAGCUUCAUACAGAUAUAAAGUUUGCACUCAAAGUGGACAACCCAGACAUAGAGCGUUGUCUACAAGCACUGGAGGAGCUCGAGGCUGUUCCUGUCACAAGCCAGAUCCUACACAAGAACGCUGAAGUUAUUGCCACACUAAAAAAGAUUCGGCGGUAUAAAGCCAGCACUGCAGUCAUGGAAAAAGCUAGCGACGUCUACAAUAAGUUAAAACUUCGUUUCGUGGGGAAGGCAGAGGCGGCAGCUAAACCUAAAACGGAGAACAAGGAGCCAGAGAAUGAUGAGAAGGAGACACAGAAUACAGAUUCUACACCUGUGAAUGGGGAAUCGGAGCAGAAAAAAAAUGACACGGAGGGAGAGGAAAAGCCAAAGUCACCCGUACAAGACGAGAACAAUGUCGAUACGGCUUCAAGCCCAAACAGGCGGAGCCCAGACAGCUCGGCCGAACAGCAAACACACACAUACGAUGAAGCGGACAACUCCAUCUCUGCAGAGAUGGAACCACCUGCUGUAGAGAGCUGAAAGUGUCCCUCAUCGACCACUGCAGUGGACCAAGUGCUAAAAAGAUGGUGGCCUCUGUUUGACAUCACGCAGUGCUUCUGGCCCGAAACGCACCCAGCAUUUCCUACCAUUUCUGUUACUUCAAUGUUCAUGUUUUGGCCAUUUUGUACUACAACUAUACCAAACCAGAUAAAUCCCAUUUUAGCCCAUUGUUCAUCACGGCAAACACACAAAAUGCUUAUUAGUGAGCUAGUUAACAGCGCUGCACAGCACACUUGUUUCUGAAAUGUACUUUUCCUUUUAUACGACACUUGGCCCGUCCUGGAUCCUCACUCCAAAACUCCCGCCAGUUCCUGGCUGGUUCCUUCUUCUCUCCAAAAUCUGAACUUUUACUUUGGUCUUUCAUACUGUAUGUAUGUCAAAUGAUUACAUUUUUAGCUCUUCUAUACAGAAUGGGGUAGUGUGAGAUUAAACUGAUUCUGAUGGAGAAAAUGGGAAGAAGUGAGUUAUGUUUUGAAUUAUUUUGUGUGUGUGUGUGUGUGUGUAGCCCUCACAUCUGUUGGCUUCUUUUUUUAUAAAGCCUGCAAAACAAAACAAAGGCCUCUUGUCUGUGUGUCUGCCAUUGUGGGAGGGGUAAAAUGCUACUUGUAAGUCUUUUAAGUCUUUUUUUUUAAUUAACUGGUUUUGAUCCAGUGAAUCUGCUCUGUUAUGUAAAGAGUCACUUAAAACUGUUUUCCAACUGAGGUCCACCUAGUGUUUUUAUAGCCUUGUUUUCAGAUAGUCACAGUUUUGUCUAAAAUAAUCUAUGUGGAGUUAAAUACCUUGUACUCUCCCCUAGUGUCUGCUUAAUAAAUGGAAUAACGCACACAUUGAAAACAAAACUGCCCUUAAAAGCUAAUGAGAUCUCCUGUAGCUGCAGCCUCUUUUUUUUUGACUUUUUUUUUCUGUCAUGUGCAUACAACCGGUGUUUUUAGUGCUAUGUAAAUUGGUAAAGUAUUUCUAUCACUAGAAUUGAAUAAAAAUAUCAGCAUGG